AGGGGUGAGGUAGUACCCGGUUAUACAUACUACUUAUAUAUUAAUAGUUCUGUCUGUGUAUGUGUACUUUUAUGUCUUUUUUAAGGACCUGUGACAACUCCGCCUGAUACAAAUGCUGACGCGAACAAAUUCUUCAUACAAUACAACAAUGUGCCCAUGGGUGCCGAGAAAGUUGGACAUCGAUUAUUCAUCGCAUUACCUCGACGUAGAUAUGGAAUACCAGCCACGUUGAACUACAUAGAUUUGAACGAUCAAAAUGGCCGAUCGCCAGCCCUGAAACCCUAUCCGAAUAUAUAUUCAGGUAGAUCCCUUAUAUCUGUUUAUCGAACACGAGCAGAUACAUGCGGAAGGCUGUGGAUGGUGGAUACUGGAUUACUGGAGUUACCGGUUAAUCGUCGACAGUUGCAGCCGCCAGCCAUAGUUGUAUACGACCUGAAGACGGACCAGGUGAUCUUUAGGUAUACCUUCAAGGAAUCGGAUAUCCCUUCAGCAAGCACUCCAACAGGCCUUGCAUCAAUAACAGUGGAUAUAACAAACAACUGCGCAGACGCAUAUGCCUAUGUCCCGGAUUUGACAACAAAUGGUAUCAUUGUGUAUUCGCUGAGAGAUAACGAUAGCUGGCGAAUCACCCAUAAUUACUUCAAUUUCAACCCACUGUCUGAAAAUUCGAGGGUUUCUGGUGAGUAUAUCCAAAUAAAGGAUUUGUGUUAUUUUUAA
Messenger RNA from Pieris rapae (cabbage white), 717 nucleotides. RefSeq names its product L-dopachrome tautomerase yellow-f2-like. Lineage: Eukaryota; Metazoa; Arthropoda; Insecta; Lepidoptera; Pieridae. Gene Ontology annotation, cellular component: extracellular region. The record is from RefSeq and is a predicted model, not a curated record. The coding region runs from base 157 to 717 and encodes 186 amino acids. The transcript has 5 exons.